AUGCAAAAAUCUUCUUAUGGAACCAUUAAACAAAAUAAUCUAUUAUUAACAGCAGCAGAAAGAGAUCUAUUACAAGCUGAUAGACCAGGUUAUGGCACACGUUCAAAGAUAGAAAGUGCUUUUAAUUUGGUGAAUUCCACGGUAGGAGCUGGUAUUAUUGGUUUACCCUUUGCAAUUUAUCUAGCCGGUUUUUGGACAGCUAUUUUAUUAUCUGUUAUAGUUGCGAUUAUUUCACAAUUGGGCCUUCAUAUGCUUGUUGUAUCCGGAAAACGGGUAAGAGCUUACAAGUUUGCAGUUUUGAUGGAGUAUGUCUUUGGACGACCAGGCUAUUAUUUUUUGAAUUUCUUGAUCCUUGUUCAAGCCUCAGGUGCUUGUGUUAGCUAUUUUAUAUUAAUUGGAGAUACAAUUCCUGUAUUGUUACAAUUUUAUUUCCCUCAAUACAAAAGUAUGACAGAAAGGUCAUUUGUCAUAUCAUUCAUUGCAAUCUUUUUGUAUGUUUUCCCGCUAAAUUUGUCAAGGUCUAUUGGCUCAGUUGCAAGAUGGUCGAUAUUAUCAGUUCUAUGUUUACCACUUAUUUUAAUUACAUUACUUAUUCGAGCACCUGCUUAUGCAAAAUCACAUGAAGCACCAUUAGAUUGGAAGGGUCCUGAUAUCUUUGGCGCUCUCGGGAUUCUAGCAUUUGCAUUUGCAUGUUCUCAUGUCUGUUUUAGUGUAUUCUUGAGUUUAAAAGAUCAAACAAUUAAAUCAUGGACUAUAACCACGACUCUUGCUUCUAUCAUGAGUUGGUUUUCAUCUAUUUCCUUUGCUAUUAUCGGAUACCUUAGUUUCGGUAAAGAUGUACAACCUAAUCUCUUUUUGAACUUUCCUGAUGAUGACUUCAUUGUCAAUAUCGGUCGAUUCCUUCUUGGUUUUAGUAUGAUUUUAACUAUUCCGUAA
Molecule: messenger RNA, 936 nt
Organism: Cokeromyces recurvatus
Lineage: Eukaryota; Fungi; Mucoromycota; Mucoromycetes; Mucorales; Mucoraceae
Product: transmembrane amino acid transporter protein-domain-containing protein
Exons: 3
Coding region: 1-936 (311 amino acids)
Biological process (GO): amino acid transmembrane transport
Molecular function (GO): amino acid transmembrane transporter activity
Source: RefSeq, a predicted model, not a curated record